This is a messenger RNA of Heterostelium album PN500, 537 nucleotides long. RefSeq lists its product as uncharacterized. The coding region runs from base 1 to 537 and encodes 178 amino acids. The transcript has 6 exons. NCBI's taxonomy places the organism in Eukaryota, Evosea, Eumycetozoa, Acytosteliales, Acytosteliaceae. The record is from RefSeq and is a predicted model, not a curated record.
AUGCAUUGUAAUUUAUUUAAAUUAGCUGAGUUUUUGUUUUUUACAGUUGGUAUUAUAACUAUUUCAUACAGGAUAUCAACAUAUCAUGAUCCAGAAGUUGUUAAAAAGAAAAAUGGAUUUGGUUCAAAAUUGGUUAUUCCAAUUUAUUUUACAAUAAUCAGUAUUCAUUUACUGAUGUUGGUCCUUGUUGGAAUUUCAGAGGGAUACAAGUCAAAUAGAAUGUUUUAUCAAUCAACUAGAUUUUUUACAAGAAUGUACUCAAUUGUAAUGAGUGUUUCAUUCUCUGCUGCUUUUUUGAUAUAUGGUUUCCUAGUUGGUAGACAACAUAAUAAUUCUUUCCAAUUUUAUUCAUGUGCUUUGGUUUUAGGUUUAAGUUUUUUGGCAAAUGAUACCAAAGCCAAAAUAACGAGGCAACAGAAAUUACUGGAACGUACCAUCAGCACUAUUUCAGAUACCCAAUCAGAAGUUUCAAAUUCAAGAAAGAUAUCAGAUGAUGACUUUCAUUCACCUUAUACCACUAGAACUGUUAUCUUUUGA